Messenger RNA from Cinclus cinclus, 3109 nucleotides. It is a transcript of the gene SPOP, whose product is annotated as speckle type BTB/POZ protein. Gene Ontology annotation, biological process: proteasome-mediated ubiquitin-dependent protein catabolic process; regulation of proteolysis. NCBI's taxonomy places the organism in Eukaryota, Metazoa, Chordata, Aves, Passeriformes, Cinclidae. The transcript is spliced from 10 exons. Bases 237 to 1361 code for a protein of 374 amino acids. Gene Ontology annotation, molecular function: ubiquitin protein ligase binding. The record is from RefSeq and is a predicted model, not a curated record. Gene Ontology annotation, cellular component: cytoplasm; nucleus.
AGACCGGCCCGGGAGGACAUGCUGCCAAAUAGUGAUCCAUAGCUGCUGGUGGUCUCCUGAGGGGGCUGCGGGGUCCGGGGGCCGUCCCCACACACCGCACCUGCCCGGACAGAGCUCCCCGCCUCCCUCCGGCCUCCCAGCAGCGCCGCACCGCCGGUGGGGCCGCUCCUCGGGCCGCGAGGUGCAGCUGACCCCGUUCCCUGUCUCCUGUGUCCCUGCCCGUUCCCAAGCUGGCGAUGUCCCGGGUGCCCAGUCCCCCCCCUCCGGCAGAGAUGUCCAGCGGGCCGGUGGCCGAGAGCUGGUGCUACACACAGAUCAAGGUGGUGAAGUUCUCCUACAUGUGGACCAUCAACAACUUCAGCUUCUGCCGGGAGGAGAUGGGGGAGGUCAUCAAGAGCUCGACCUUCUCCUCUGGGGCCAACGACAAACUCAAGUGGUGUUUACGUGUGAACCCCAAGGGUCUGGACGAGGAGAGCAAGGAUUACCUGUCCCUGUACCUGCUGCUCGUGAGCUGCCCCAAGAGCGAGGUCAGGGCCAAGUUCAAGUUCUCCAUCCUCAAUGCCAAGGGAGAGGAGACCAAGGCCAUGGAGAGCCAGCGCGCCUAUCGCUUCGUGCAAGGCAAGGACUGGGGCUUCAAGAAGUUCAUCAGGAGAGAUUUCCUGCUGGACGAGGCCAACGGGCUCCUGCCAGAUGACAAACUGACCCUGUUCUGUGAGGUGAGCGUGGUGCAGGACUCGGUGAACAUCUCUGGCCAGAACACCAUGAACAUGGUGAAGGUGCCCGAGUGCCGCCUGGCCGACGAGCUGGGCGGGCUCUGGGAGAACUCGCGCUUCACCGACUGCUGCCUCUGCGUGGCUGGCCAGGAGUUCAAGGGCCACAAAGCCAUCCUGGCAGCACGAUCGCCCGUGUUCAGCGCCAUGUUCGAGCACGAGAUGGAGGAGAGCAAAAAGAACCGGGUUGAGAUCAACGAUGUGGAGCCCGAGGUGUUUAAGGAAAUGAUGUGUUUCAUUUACACUGGGAAGGCCCCAAACCUGGACAAGAUGGCAGAUGAUCUGCUGGCUGCUGCUGACAAGUAUGCCCUGGAGAGGCUCAAGGUGAUGUGUGAGGAUGCUCUCUGCAGUAACCUGUCCGUGGAGAACGCAGCUGAGAUCCUGAUCCUGGCUGACCUGCACAGCGCAGACCAGCUCAAAACCCAGGCUGUGGACUUCAUUAAUUACCACGCCUCGGACGUGAUGGAGACGUCUGGCUGGAAGUCCAUGGUGGUGUCCCACCCUCACCUGGUGGCCGAGGCCUAUCGCUCGCUGGCCUCGGCGCAGUGCCCGUUCCUGGGCCCGCCCCGCAAGCGGCUGAAGCAAUCCUAAAGCCGGCCCCUUGAUCCCGAGCUUUUCUGGAAGCGGCCCCGGCUGCGCCGCCGCUGCUGCCCAGCCCUUUGACCAGCGGGGAGCCCGGCGAGACCCGCGGAGAGCUUGGACUCUGUUCUUGGGGGGAAGAGGCUGCUGCUCCGUGUGACUCCAGACUUUGUCCAACAGCACCGAGAAACUUUGGGAAAAGGGGGGAGGGUGGGCUCGGGGGCUGUUCCUGCGAUUCCCUGUGUCUGUUGUGUUCCCUUGCACCCGCCUGAGGCCCCUCCAGGCUGGGGAUCCUGCCCCCGGGGGCUCUGUGUGUGGGGGGGGGAUGCCCGGGGCCAGAGAGGACUUUUGAAGGGCAGAACUUCCACCGAGGUGGUUUUGGGGUUUUUUUUGUUUGUUUGGGGUGGGUUGUUUUUGUUUUGUUUUUUUUUUUUUUUUUGGUUGGUUGGUUUUUUGUUUGUUUGGGUGUUUUUUUUUGUUGUUUUUGUUUGUUUGGGGGUUUUUUGUUUGUUUUUUUUGUUUGUUUGUUUUGUUUUGUUUUUGUUUUUUUUGUGGGGAGGAAAUGUCCCCCCGAGGGGGAGCUCCAGGAAUAUUUAUGGCAAACUUUGGUUCCCAAAGUCCUGGUGGGCCAAGCUGAGCUGAGCUGAGCAGAGCUGGACGUGGUGUUUGUGUCCUGCUGCCCCUCAGCCAGGAGCUGAAUUUGCUGUUUUAGCACUUGUGUGUCCAUUGCAAACAGAGAAAAAAAAAAAAAAAAAAAAAAAAAAAAAAAAGGAAAAAAAAAAGUUUAAAAGCCCCUUUAGGUGAGAAAUCAGAGCUCAGCACGAGGGGCUGUGCUGGGAGAGGACCGAGAGCGGCACCGACGGUUUCUGUUUUAAACCUUGUGGGGAAUGUUCUGGGCAUUUUUCCCUGCUUUAUUUCCCCUUUCCUCCCGAUUUCUUUCAUGAAAACAACAACAAAAAAAACCAAAACAAAACAAAAAAAAAAAAAAACCCAACCCCGAAGCCCCUCCCAAGUUGAAUUUCACUGCUGCGUGCGACGUCCCCGUGGUUCUUACACUGUUUGUACCUGGUCUGGCUGUCUGGGGCCAGCCCUGUCCCUUUCUAUUUAGUCACUUCUUACAGCAGAGAUCUUUCAAUAGCUGGGAAAUCUUUUUUGUUUUUCAUUUGGAAAAAAAAAAAAAAAUAUAAAUAAUUCCUAUUUUGUACCCUGUGGUAUCUCUGGCCUUCUUCUUUUCGUUGUUUUUAUUUUUAAUUCCUGUUUUUAAGCUUCUUCAGGUUCUCCUCUGUGUCCCUGCUGGUUCCUGGAAGCCAGGAGAGAUUUUUUUUUUUUUUUUUUUUUUUUUUGGGAAUGUUGCACAGGGAAUUUCAAUACAAAUCUGUAGUUUCUCCUUACAGGUGAGGCCAAAAUUGCAGAGUUUUUAAUGAUUCCUGCAGGAUUCCAGCCCUGGGUCCCCAAAUCCCCUGGGAGGGGAACGGGAGCAGUUCCAGAGGGAUCUGAAAUCCUCCCUCCAUUUUCCUCCAUCUCCAUCCUGGUGCCCCAAAUCCCCCCACUUGUUCCUAAUGACCUUUUUUUGAAGUUAAUUUAAUAUUAAGACAUUUAAUUAGAGAGGGUUUGGUUGGAUUUAUUUAUUCUUUCUGACCUGCUGCCCACUUGGCUCCUUGGCUGCAAUUCCAGGCUCAGGCUGCAGGAAAUUUGGCAAUCCCAGAUUCUUGGGUGUGUUUGAUUUACGUUUAAUUGAAAUAGAAAUAUAAAUUUAAUUU